UGGGAGUGGCCUCGGGCUCGGCCAACAGAGAAUCGCAAUUCACACCAGCGCGACCGUCCAGCCGAACCAACCACCCCGACCCGACACGCUUCCUCCCCCGACGCCCUCAUGGCAACGAAGCGCCCGGCGGCGGCGGCGGCGUCAGGGUCUGAGGCCUCCGACGCGGAGGCGGACGCGCCCCACCACCAACCGUCCUCCCCGUCCCUGUCCAAGACGACGCCACCCAACCCUAACCCUAAGUCCGCCGCGGCCGCAGCCGCCCCCGCCUCGGCGUCCGCGGUGGCCGAGGCCUCCGCCGCUGCCGGAUCGGACACUGAAGGAUCCGACGCGGACCACCGCUCCUCCCCCGGGAAAGCCGCGGUGUCGCCGUCGCGCAGGCCCAGGAGCCCCAAGCCGCGCUCCCGCUCCCGCUCCCGCUCGCUCUCCCCCGACGCCGGCUCCGACUCUGACGGGUUCGCGGCGCCCGCUGCGUCCGACGCCGACGACGGCGCUGGCGCCGGCGCCGAUUCCGACGACGGCAACGCCUCACCGCUCCCGCCUCCGCGCCCCUCGCGCGCCGAGGCGGCCGCCAUCAAGCCCAUCAGCUCCCGCCCCAUGGACCCGCCCCGCCGCUCCGUGCCCUCCUUCUCCGAGCCGCGUCCUAAGCGCCCUCGCAGCGCCGCCGUCCCGUCCUCCGUGGAGCAGCUUAAGCGUCCGUCGCGGCUCUGGAGCCCUGUUGAUGAGCUUGUCAUCCUGCGGGACCUCGUCGCGUACCGUGCCAAGCGUGGCGUGCUCCCUGCCUCUAUGCAUGACAUUGGUAAGCUCCAUGGCCUUAUCCGUGGCCAGCUCAGUGUUAAGGUUACCACCACACAGCUCAGUGAUAAGGUACGACGUCUCAAGCAGAAGUACCACAUACUAGCAGCCCGUGCCAAGAAUGGGCGGGAUCCAGACUUGCCCACCCCGCAUGACCACAGUGUCUAUGAGCUUGGCAAGAAGAUUUGGGGGGCAAGUGCUGAUGCUGGUGUAGGAGGUAGUGCUGGUGGUGGGUAUGAGAAUGCUGGUGGUGGUGAGAGCGAAGAGGAGCACGAGAGUGGAGAGAGCGAUGGGGGUAUGGAGAGCGGGAGGGAUCACCGUGGCCACAAGAACAGGAGGUUGAGGCCGAUCACUAUGCCAAAUGGAAACGGGACUGGGAUUAGGGCUGUGAAUGCCAAUAGUAGAGGGAAAGUUGAAUUUGAGAAGGGAAAAGAUGCAUUUCCAUACCUUUGGGAGACUGUUGAGGAUCUGUCCCGGGAGCACCCGAAUGGGGUGGCCUUCAAGAAGGCCUUUGAGCUGAUUGAAGGCCCCAAAGCGCGUGGGAUAGAGGAAAAGCUGCGGAAGUUCAGGUUGACAGAGAUCAGACACCAGCUGCGCCGGAUGGAACUGAUGAAGGAAACGGUGAAGAUGUUGCUUGAUGCGCUGGAGGGUUGACUGAGGAGUAAUGGGUGAUUUGUGGUGAGUAGUACAGUGUUAAAAGGACGAACAGUGUCUUUUGUUUCUAGAUAGAAUUUCUGUGAUUAACUUUCAUGGACAGGGUGCCCUUGCCUCAGUCAGUAUCUAGGUGUAGAACAAGAAGUGAUGGUCCUCUCCUUGUUGUUCUUGUAGGCCAUUGUAUCUUGUGUCGCUUAGGUGCUAACUUGUGCUUUAUAUGGUAUACCAUUUCUAUGCUUAGUUAAGUUGGGGUUUAUGCAUCUCCAUUAUGAAUGCUUUGUUCAA
Messenger RNA from Phragmites australis (common reed), 1731 nucleotides. RefSeq names its product STOREKEEPER protein-like. NCBI's taxonomy places the organism in Eukaryota, Viridiplantae, Streptophyta, Magnoliopsida, Poales, Poaceae. Bases 109 to 1446 code for a protein of 445 amino acids. The record is from RefSeq and is a predicted model, not a curated record. The transcript has a single exon. Gene Ontology annotation, cellular component: nucleus. Gene Ontology annotation, biological process: regulation of DNA-templated transcription.